CCUCUGGUUGUCAAAGUGCAGUUUUUGCCUGCCAGCUCAGCUUCGUGCAGGACUUUUUCUCUCUUCUGUGAGCGGGGGAAAAAGAUGGCAUCCCAGCUGUUGCGAGUCUUGGGGUUUGCUGCACUGCUGAUAUUCUUGGCGCUUUCAGAAGUGAGGUCAGGUGAUGCCAAGAAGCUGCUUAAGAUCCUAAGAAAGAGAGAUGUGGCAGGAGUCGCUCGUCCUGUUGCCCCCUUCAAGGCCUCCGUAGCCGUGUCUCCUUCAAAAGCGCAGGAGUUUUUGUCCAAACUGAGCCGACCCAAGAGGAACAUUUGGGACCGCAGCAGACCGGACGUGCAGCAAUGGAUUAUGCAGUUUAUGUACAUGGGCUACGACGAGCAGAGGUUGGAGGCAGAUCUCUCCUACUGGAUGGACUUCGCACGCUCCAACGACCAUGGACGUCAGCAUCACUAUGAUGAGAACGCGGCCAUUGGCCCGCGUGACCCAGACUCGUACAGACACGGCGCCAAUGUUAACUAUGACUAUUAUUAGCAGCUUGCACGCACACGUGCACCUUUCUGCCGG
This is a messenger RNA of Hippocampus zosterae (dwarf seahorse), 561 nucleotides long. It is a transcript of the gene ecrg4a, whose product is annotated as ECRG4 augurin precursor a. The transcript is spliced from 4 exons. Bases 85 to 528 code for a protein of 147 amino acids. The record is from RefSeq and is a predicted model, not a curated record. Gene Ontology annotation, biological process: central nervous system development; cellular senescence; anaphase-promoting complex-dependent catabolic process. Lineage: Eukaryota; Metazoa; Chordata; Actinopteri; Syngnathiformes; Syngnathidae.